GUCAAAGUAGGGUUCAGUGUACACGACCGAUGAAAACUUGGGUCCCGUGAGAUUGACUUUGAUUACGAGGGAUUUCUCUGCUUGUCUUAAUGAAACGCUAAUGAAUCCGAACCCGGCCGGCAAAUCAAUGCCGUUGCAUUAGGAUCGCAUCACAAUAGGAUAUAAACAGGAUUUGGUGAAACAAUGUGUGAAACAAACAUCUGGGGUUCUCCUUAUUUGCCUUCACUGUUACAGGCUUCAGAGCUUGCGAGCGAUUUCGCAUACUUGCACGAUGAUAAAAUAAGGAAACAUUUAGAUUGAACAUAAUUAAUGGGAUAGGAAUAUCAGAUUUAGGUGCAAAGCAGGAGAUCGCUAAAUGCACCAGGUCGAUCUGUCUGUCUACUUACGCAUUACGUUAAGGAUUUAUGACUCUUGUUGGACAAUUGUGGAUAAAGUACCGCUUGAAGAAGAUCCAUGGUCUGUCAUGAUCGGAUAAUAGUCAUUUCGGUCUUUGUCAUGAACAAGCAGCUGGGUAUGAAUUAGUCUGAACGGGAGGUAUGAUUGCUGAAUAGAGAAACAGGACAGAGGUUCAUCAUGCAUAAGAAAACUAAGAAAAGGGUAAUCUAUUUUCACGACUUGAGGGAUUGAUAGAGAGAAUGAUGACUUUCUCUAUGCCUUAUGUUUGUCAAUGAUUGAAUGCUAUUGGACUUGCAAAAGAAUUAGAUUAGUAAUCAACUGUAUGUCAAUAAUUGCUCUACUGAUGAGCCCCUUCGUCCGACUGACAACGAGCACUACCCAUUGGAAACAAUUCAGAAGUCACUUUGCAUACAUAUGACCCAAUAUUGCAUUAUGGUAUUUAUACUUGGUUGGAUAUGCACCCAUCUUGUUGGUAUUGAUUCAAACAGCCAUGGAUUGACAAGGAAAUACUUGUAAAAGAAACACUAAUACACUUCCCUAUGUAUCGAUCAGGACUACUUAGGACAUGAGAGGUGUUCGCUUUUCUGGUCAUUUGUACCAGGUGUUCCUAUGUACCUUUAUAUGGAACACUAACUAUUCGUUUGCAACCUUCAGUGUCCCAUCGCUGAAAAGAAAUAGUUCCCUAUCGGCUAACAUAGCUGCAAAGGAACCAGGUAAUAUAAUUCUUGGUGGACUCUUUCCAGUCCAUGAAAAGGGACAAGGUGACAUACAUUGUGGAAAAAUCAAUACAAAUAGAGGAAUUCAAAGGUUGGAAGCAAUGCUUUUUACAAUCGAUGAGAUAAAUCGUAGAUCUGACAUCCUACCAGAUGUCAAACUAGGGGCGAAUAUACUUGACACUUGUUCAAGGGAUACCUAUGCUCUAGAACAAUCACUGGAAUAUGUCAGGGCCUCGAUGAGCACCCUGGAUGCUUCAGAGUUUAAAUGUGAGGACGGAAGUACAGCAACCUCUAGUACAGCGCCCAAAGCUAUCGCUGGUGUGAUUGGAGGCUCGUACAGCAGUGUUUCUAUACAAGUUGCCAAUCUCUUAAGGUUGUUCAAAAUUCCACAGAUUAGUUAUGCCUCAACCAGCGCUGCACUGAGUGAUAAGAUCCGUUUUGACUUCUUUGCCCGAACUGUCCCUCCAGAUACUUUACAAGCAAAGGCUAUGGUCGAUAUUGUUGUCCACUUCAACUGGACUUAUAUUUCCACAGUUUCCUCUGAAGGAGAUUAUGGGCAAAAUGGUAUGGAUUCAUUCAUACGAGAGGCGCGUGGACGCAACAUUUGUUAUGCCGUAAACGAAAAGAUCCCUGCAUCAUCAACUGAUGCAGAUUUAGACGAAGUAAUUAAAAACUUAUUGUUGAAGUCUAGUGCGCGUGCAGUUGUGAUGUUCACACGUGGUGAGGAUGCGCGCGCACUGUUGUCUGCUGCUACGAGAAACAAUGUAACUGAUAAAUUUGUUUGGAUUGCGAGUGAUGGUUGGGGUAAGCAGGACAUGCCAGUGCGUGAUAAUGAACUGGCAGCUGAGGGCGCCUUAACUAUCGAGCUCCAAUCUACACCCAUUCCUGCAUUCGAUACAUAUUUUAUGGGAAGAACUCCCAGAAACAACAUUCGCAAUCCUUGGUUCAAUAGCUAUUGGGAGCAUGUUUUCAAAUGUAAACUCAAUGGCAUCUCCAAUACAACAUUACAUGAAACCAUUCCAUUUUGUACUGGUGAUGAAAAGAUCUCAAAAAGGGUAUAUAAACAGGAAAGCAAAGUACAGUUUGUAUAUGAUGCAGUGUAUGCUAUAUCUAAAGCCCUUGACAGUAUGUAUACCGAUUUGUGUCCAAAGAGGGAUGGUCUUUGCAGUGCAAUGAAGACAAUCAGUGGAGAUGAACUCUACAGGAGAUACAUUCUUAAUGUAUCCUUUACUGAUGGCUUUGGUGGCCUUGUCCAAUUUGAUAAGAACGGAGAUGGUCUCGGAAGGUACAAUAUCAUGAACUACCAGCGCAACAGGAGGACUGGAAAAUACGAGUACCACGUAAUAGGAAAGUGGGCCACUGGGGUCCUGACACUAGAGCCAAAGGGUCAUCUUGUAUGGGCUGGAGGAAGGUAUGAAAUGCCCACUAGUCAAUGCAGUAAACCAUGUAAUUGGGGAGAAAUCAAACACGUCCAACAAGGAGAUAAUUGUUGUUGGCUAUGUACUAAAUGUCAACCGUGGGAGUUUUUAAAAGAUGAAUUCACGUGUGUGGAUUGCGGUCCUGGCUUAUGGCCCCAUGAAAACAAGAUGGCGUGUUUCAUGUUGCCAGAGCAGUAUAUGCAAUGGGGAAGCAUCUACGCCAUAGUACCAAUGGCCCUAUCGUGUAUAGGAAUGCUAGUCACAAUAGUGACAAUGUUGACGUUUGUACGCCAUAACGAGACACCAGUAGUAAAGGCAUCCGGACGAGAGCUCAGCUUUAUGCUGCUCUCUGGCUGCCUGAUAUGCUAUCUUAUGUCUUUUAUACUACUCGCCAAACCAACUCUUAUCACAUGUGCUCUCCAAAGGUUCGGAGUGGGAUUUGGCUUUUCAGUUAUAUAUGCAUCCCUUCUAACAAAAACAAAUAGAAUCUCACGAAUAUUUUAUAGUGCAAGUAGAUCUGCCAAAAGACCAGCAUUCAUAAGUCCUAAGUCUCAAAUGGUGAUAUCUUCAAUUUUGAUAUCUAUCCAAGUUGUAUGUACUGGAGUGUGGCUCGUUCUAGAGCCACCAGGAACCAGGAAAUAUUUCCCAAAUGGUCGGAGGGACGAAGUGAUAUUAAAAUGCAACAUUCAGGACUUAUCAUUCCUCAUUUCACUCAUUUAUAACAUGUUACUUAUCCUAAUAUGUACUGUGUAUGCUGUUAAGACUCGGAGGAUCCCCGAGAACUUCAAUGAAAGCAAGUUUAUUGGAUUUACCAUGUAUACCACCUGUAUCAUAUGGCUAGCCUUUGUGCCUAUAUACUUCGGGACACUAAACUCAUUUGAGAUUCAGAUUACCACCCUAUGUAUCUCUAUCAGUCUCAGCGCGUCUGUUGCCCUGUUGUGUCUGUUCGCUCCUAAGAUGUAUAUAAUAGUCUUCCAGCCUGAGAAAAACGUUCGCAAAUUGACAAUGAAUCACAAUCACUCCACUAACUACAGCAGCGCCAGCUAUGUUAAAGCCAACUGUGGGGGCAGCCUGACCAAGCCCAAUAAUAAUUCAAACCAUAAACAAAUCGAGGGGGGAAAUUGCAUCCCAGCAUCUCCCGAUCACGAAGUUAACAAUAUACAGCUCAACUACACGUCUCCCCUUAAGGCUGGUGCUUGUACUGAAACUGAUACGGACCCAGAAAAAGACAGUUUGACGUCGCUAUAGUCGGAGCACGUGUGCAUGCGUGAAUCAACGUUGGUCUGGUUAAGUAUUUAGCGGUCCAUCCCACCGGCAAGAACGCCUCUUGGAAGCAAUGGAAAGAAUUUGGCGAUACACAUUGAUAGAUCUGUCAUUGUGUCACCCCCAGAAAUGGUGACA
Molecule: messenger RNA, 3931 nt
Organism: Owenia fusiformis
Lineage: Eukaryota; Metazoa; Annelida; Polychaeta; Sabellida; Oweniidae
Source: the annotation of a GenBank genome assembly